AUAAACUUUCUGUAACGUUUCCAGUAAAUCCAGCUUCUUGAGUUCGGCUCAGUAACUGUUAAAGGAAACUUUAGAUCAACGACAACAGAUGUGACAAGCUAAACAACGACUGGAAGCAGCACGUGAAGAAUGGAGUUUCUGGACAAAACGGGCCCAGAUGAAGAAAAAAUGCAACAAAACAAAAUCCUGGAUGCUGCUUUGGACCCCAGAGAUCGUCUGCAUAUAUCAGAUGUUCAUCAUAUGGUGCUGAUUAUAGAAGAAGCACCUGAAGACUGGAGUUCUGGUGUGGACCAGAAGGACCCAGAGACCCUCAACAUAAAGGAGGAAGAGGAGGAACCGAGGAUCAGUCUGGAUGUGGAGCAGCUCAGUGUGAAGGAGGAGACUGAUGACACCAGGUUCUCCUUCACUGCAGAUCCUUUGAAGAGUGAGGAUGAUGAAGAGAAACCUCCGUCCUCUCAGCUUCAUCAGCACCAAGUGGAAGAUGGAGAUCUUCCAACCAGCAGCUCAGCUGACCAGAUGAAAGCAGCAACGGGUGGAGAAGAUUGUGUUCAACUCCACAGAUCAGAAGCUCCUGAAGACUGGAGUUCUGGUGUGGACCAGAAGGACCCGGAGAUCAUCAACAUAAAGGAGGAAGAGGAGGAACCGAGGAUCAGUCUGGAUGUGGAGCAGCUCAGUGUGAAGGAGGAGACUGAUGACACCAGAUUCUCCUUCAAUGCAGUUCAUCUGAAGAGUGAGGAUGAUGAAGAGAAACCUCCGUCCUCUCAGCUUCAUCAGCACCAAGUGGAAGAUGGAGAUCUUCCAACCAGCAGCUCAGCGGACCAGAUGAAAGCAGCAACUGGUGGAGAAGAUUGUGUUCAACUCCACAGAUCAGAAACAGGUUUUCCACACUUAAACAAAAGGCUCCCCGUGGACAAGAUGACUGUGCUGUCUGCUAAACCGAAGAGUGGAGCAACAACAGAGGGUGUAAGGAGCACACUCUACAAAGGCCUUAGUGGGGAUUUGCCGGACCUUUCUGUCCUUAGAGUUUCCGAGGUGUAUGAAGAUUUUGCAGCAGCUGAUGCACCAAUGAUCUGCAGCAUGGGAAUCAGCCAUGAAUUUCCCCUUGUUGACUCUGCCCUUGGCAAAGUUCAGGCUGGAAGUCCUCUGUCCUACCAACAGCCAGCAACAGCAAAGAGAGACAUGUCCUUCAAUGCUGCACCACCCCGCCCAUCUCUGCCUCUUAAGAACUACCACCUACAGCCAUCAAAAAGCAUGUUUGUUUGUUCUGAACCACAACAGCUACACCUUAAAAGUAUGGAGGUCACCUGGGACAUGGUGAAUAAAUUUGAAUGUGCUACCAGAGCACAGAGUACAUGUCCUGAAUGGCAUCAGCUAAGGAGGCAUAGGUUGACUGCCUCCCGCUUCAGGGAGAUCUGCCAGGUUCGAGAUAAAUCUGAGGAAGAUCUGGCAAAUCGUCUGCUGCAAGGGACCUAUCAGACUGCAGCUAUGAAGAGAGGGCUUGAAUUAGAGGCAGAUGCUAUCUGGGAAUAUUGUCAAAUUAAAAGAGUCAACCACUAUCCCUGUGGAUUUGUGAUUCACCCUGAUGCUCCUUGGCUAGGGGCAUCUCCAGACGGAUUGAUCUUUGAUCCUUCUGAGCCAUGUCAGUUCGGGCUGAUUGAGAUUAAGUGUCCAAAUGUGAAAAGUUAUGUUGACUGUCCAUAUCUCCAAAUGAAGUCAGGCAAAUUGGAACUAAAAAAAACUCAUGCUUACUAUUGGCAGGUUCAGGGGCAGAUGCUAAUAACUGGGAUGAACUGGUGUGAUUUUGUUGUCUCAGCUGAGGAAGAUAUUCUUAUUCAAAGAAUUUAUGCAGACACUAAUGUGAUGGAUUCAAUCAAACACAAAGUAGACACAUAUUUUUUCUAUGUUUACCUGCAGAAAUGUCUAAAUUAG
This is a messenger RNA of Nematolebias whitei (Rio pearlfish), 1929 nucleotides long. RefSeq lists its product as uncharacterized. Lineage: Eukaryota; Metazoa; Chordata; Actinopteri; Cyprinodontiformes; Rivulidae. The transcript is spliced from 6 exons. Bases 130 to 1929 code for a protein of 599 amino acids. The record is from RefSeq and is a predicted model, not a curated record.